AUGCCAGUCAUGAAGUCCACUACCCUGUCGCUCUUACUCUCCCUCCUACUACUGAGCUCGCCCGUAUAUUCGUUUGGAAGAAAUUCUCAACACCCCCCCGGCCAAAAUGCCAUCCUCCUUUCCCGAGUGCAAGCCCUGACCCUCCGUGGUAAUCGCCUCACAACCUCCCGCCGUCUUUCCCCGAUCCCUCAACUUACAUGUGUUGGGCCCUCGGAACGCAUUUGCAACAUGUAUACGAUUGACACGAUGCGUUGUACCAAUCAAGGGUUUGGCUAUGACGAGGAGGAUGUCCACUGGACCUGCACCGCAUCCCUGCCCCAGGAAUUCAAACUUGGUUCUACAGAUGUAGUGUGUGAGGGAUUCCGGGAUUCCGGCGAUAAAUGGGUAGUAAAAGGUAGCUGUGGGGUCGAGUAUCGGCUGCUGCUAACGGAGCUUGGUGAAAGGAGAUUUGGCGGUCUUCGUGAGGAUCGAUGGCCUGUGAAGGGACUGGGUCGCAAAACCAUGGGUGUACUGGGUGACUUGAUAUUCUUUGGGUUCAUGGUCGCUUGUUUCGUCUUCAUCUUGAUACCAAUGUUUGCGAAUUGCUUUGGCUUGCGAAGAAACCGCAGAGAUCCAAACGCCGGUCAUGGAGGGUUCUGGGGAGGUGGUGGAGGAGGUGGUGGAGAUGGGUAUGAUGGCCCGCCUCCGCCAUAUAGCAGUGAUCCAUUUGCAUCACGAACGUCCCAGCAAGGCUGGAGACCAGGUUUUUGGACGGGCGCAUUCAGUGGUGCCGCAGCCGGGUAUGGAAUGGGUAGAAGAAAUCAGGGGUAUGGGUCACCAUUAACAGGCAGACGGGCGUAUGCAGGAUAUGGCGCUGGGGAAGGCAGUUCACGGUCUCGCUCUACGCCUCGAUUUUCAUCUACCUCCGAAAGCACAGGAUUUGGUUCAACCAGACGGAGAUAA
Aspergillus wentii DTO 134E9 is the source of this 942-nucleotide messenger RNA. RefSeq names its product DUF1183 domain protein. The record is from RefSeq and is a predicted model, not a curated record. Gene Ontology annotation, biological process: regulation of store-operated calcium entry. Lineage: Eukaryota; Fungi; Ascomycota; Eurotiomycetes; Eurotiales; Aspergillaceae. Gene Ontology annotation, cellular component: endoplasmic reticulum membrane. The coding region runs from base 1 to 942 and encodes 313 amino acids. The transcript has a single exon.